AUGCAUCAAUUGGCAAUUUCUUUAAUAAAUUCUGAAAAUGUUAAACCAGAAAUUGAAGUUGAGCAAAUUGAAAAAGAUUUACAAGAAGGUUUUGUGCAUGCUUUAGUUAUUGAAAUUAAGGAAGAAAAAAAGAUAAUUGGUUAUCUUUCAUAUACAAUUUCUUCCUCAUUAAAUGGAGGAAAGGUUGUCUAUUUGGGUGAUUUAAUUUGUGAAAUUAAAUAUAAAGAACUUCCAGUAAGAUUGUAUGCAGAACUUGCAAAGGUUUAUUAUAAUAGAGUUGUUGGUGACCGGCUUAUAAACCGAGACUCGAAAAUUCUUCUAAAAUGA
Molecule: messenger RNA, 327 nt
Organism: Meloidogyne enterolobii
Lineage: Eukaryota; Metazoa; Nematoda; Chromadorea; Rhabditida; Meloidogynidae
Source: the annotation of a GenBank genome assembly